UAAAAGUAGAAAUUAAUUAAGAAGAAAUGAAUAUAUAAGAAAAAUUGAUAAAACUACAAAGAAAAAAAUUGAUGACGCUACAAGGAAACAAUGAAAACGAUCCAAAGGUGUACGCGCAACGUAUAUUGAACCGCAUGAUAAGAUUGUCAAGGUCGCCCCAACAGUGUAUAGCUGUGGUUAGCUAAAAGACAACAUAUUAAACAAAUCAAUGUUGUGAUAUGUUUUUCUAACUUUUUCUAUUAAAUUUAUCUGUUAUAAUAUUAAUGAAAAAUUCAAUAGAAUUUAACGAUAAUCUAAUGUUAUGCUACAAAAUACUAUUAAAAAUUUUAAUUCUUCUGUUAUUUGUCAGUUAGUCAUACGAACAGUUCCAAAUUCUCCUUCACUUAAAUCAAUUUUUAUUGACGUACUGCAUGUCAGUACAUACAACUCAUUUUCACUCACUAAUCGACUUAUAAAAUAAUUAUAAUAACGAUAUAAAAUUUCUUAUUUAUUAUUUAUACUUUGAUGUUUUAUCUCGGGAAUGUCGCAACGGUUCGUUCUAAUACAUUUUUUUGACAUCGAAAAGUGCAAUUCAAUUUAUCUGAAUCUGAGGAUCCAGUAGGAAAUGUCUUACAGUGAUGGUGGGCGACCGGUACGAAAAUUCGGUACUAAGUCACCUAAAAAGCUUUGCGUGACUAAAAGUGAAAAUAGUGAUAAAACUACGACGACUAUUAAUUGCAACAAUCAUCAUCACAAUCAUCAUCACCAUCAUCAUAAUCAUCGGUUUAUCGAUAAUCCACAACCGUCGGUGCACAAACGCAAUUUGUAUAUUGUUUCUUUUCCCCUUAUAUUAUUGUUUAACGUAUUAAGAACUUUGCUUUAUCAACUUUUUGUGGUGUUUAAGUACUUAUAUACAUCUACCUCACAACUGAUUCAACGAAGACAAGCUACUAAACAUAGUUGCCAGCUUGAAAUAGUUGUUGGUCAAAAGUCUGAUAAUAAUUUGAUUAAUACUGCACAAAUUGAAAGCGAAGAAAUGUCACAAGUACCUAAGAGAGCUAUCGGACCGGGUCCUGGCGAUCCACUUCUUGCUAAACAAAAGCAUCAUCAUCGUAGAGCUUUUGAAUUUAUUAGUAAAGCGCUUAAAAUUGAUGAAGAUAACGAAGGUAAAAAGGAAAUGGCUAUAGAACUUUAUAAGAAAGGAAUUGGUGAAUUAGAGAAAGGAAUAGCUGUUGAGUGUACUGGUGGCCGAGGUGAAGUGUGGGAGCAUGCACAAAGAUUGCAUGAUAAAAUGUGUACAAAUUUAGCAAUGGCUAAGGAUAGACUUGACUUCUUAGUGAGUGUGUGUGAGCUGAAAAAACUGGAUAUCGCCAAUGAAUAUCGUACUUCUGGAAAUAAAUUGGACAAUGAACAUCCAGGAAAACUUCUGAGGGCUCGUCGCAGUGUACACACAUUACAGACUACUCGUACAGCUUCUUUAAAUAUAAGUCAUAAUAAAAAUCUGAAUAAUUCACAAACAGUAAAUACAGGACAGAACACAUGCACUCAGAUUCCUAAAUUAAGGCCACGAUCUCCAAAAAACUGUUGCGUGCAUCCUUCUGAAGCAUCAGGAAGAAAAUUAUCUGUUCCUGGGAAACGAUUAAUGGGUACAAACAUGAGUAAAAGUCAGACAUUGCCACGCAGUAUGGGACGCACAACAAAUAUUCAACCUACUCACAGAGUGACACCUAUAAAACCAUCAUCAACACCACCUUCUGUGAAAAGACAAUUAUCCGUACCUGGUAAUGGUUCACCUCUAAGAAGGCCUGCAACACCAACUACAUCAAACAGCAAUAGAAGUACACCAACACGAAAAGUACCUCUUUUGAAAGGUGUAGAUCCAAAGCUUGCUCAAGUUAUAUUAGAUGAAAUUUUAGAAGGUGGAACAGCUAUACAGUGGGAAGAUAUUGCUGGUCAAGAGACUGCAAAACAGGCUUUGCAAGAAAUGGUGAUAUUACCCUCAUUGCGACCAGAAUUGUUCACAGGAUUACGAACUCCUGCAAGAGGAUUGUUAUUGUUUGGUCCUCCUGGAAAUGGAAAAACUCUCUUAGCACGCGCUGUAGCUACGCAGUGCAAUGCAACAUUUUUUUCAAUAUCUGCUGCUAGCCUAACUUCUAAAUAUGUAGGGGAAGGUGAAAAAUUAGUAAGGGCACUUUUUGCAAUAGCAAGAGAAUUACAACCAUCUGUUAUUUUUAUUGAUGAAGUAGAUUCAUUAUUAAGUGAACGUAGGGAUAAUGAACAUGAAGCUUCAAGACGGUUGAAAACAGAAUUUCUUGUUGAAUUUGAUGGUUUACCGUGUAAUCCCGAGGAGAGAGUGCUCGUAAUGGCUGCUACGAAUAGACCACAAGAAUUAGACGAAGCAGCAUUAAGAAGAUUUACAAAACGAGUAUAUGUAACACUACCAGACAUAGCAACAAGAAUUAUGUUACUUCAGAGACUUUUAGCAAAACAUAAUGAUCCAUUAACAAAGGAUGAACUCAAGGAAAUGGCGAUUUUAACAGAAGGAUAUUCUGGAAGUGAUUUAACUGGUUUAGCUAAAGAUGCAGCUCUUGGUCCUAUCAGAGAAUUGAAUCCAGAUCAAGUAAAAGAACUUGAUCUUAAUUCUGUACGCAAUAUUACAAUGCAAGAUUUUCGUGAUUCUCUUAAGAGAAUUCGUAGAUCAGUAUCACCUGCAAGUUUGGCUGCAUAUGAAAAAUGGAACUUUGCAUAUGGCGAUGUAAGUCUUUGAUUUAAGUUAAACGUCUCUGGGAAGAGGCUUUCAAAUUAGUUGUUCUUCUAUAUAAGUUUACAAAUAUUUACGAUACAAUAUAUAUUGGAAAUUAUAAAGGAAAGAAGGAAGAAAAAAUGUCAUAAAGUCAUUUACUGGAACAUAUUGACCAUAAUGUAAAUAUGUGUAAUGUUUUUUUUUCAAUAUUUAUAUUAAUUAAUAAUUAACGGAAAAAAAACAUAAACGAAAACGAAUGAAUAUUCUAGUCAUAUGGUUAAUGAUAUUUUUUUGAUAAUACAAUAUAAUAUCAUAUAUAAUAUAACAUUCAUUAUAUUAUAUUUAAAAUGGAAAAAUAAUAUUUAUGACUAAAAUUGAGUUUGUAUUUUAGUCGUUAUUUUGUUAUAAUAUCGUAAUCGUUUUUAUUAUAUUUAAUACCAUAGAGUCCUAAUAAUUUGAUUAUCUAUUUUCCAAACUUUUGUUAUUUGCAAUAAGAUUGUUCAUCAAAUUUUUAUUCAAAGUAUUAUUUCAUAGCUUUGAUGUAGUAUAAAGCAUUAUUUGAAAUGUUCUAAUGGAUAAUUGCUACCUAAUACAGCAAAGUUAUUGAAAAGUACUUUAUAUCAGAUGUAUUGUAAAUAAUAAGUUAUUAUUGAUAUACAUAUGUUGAUAUAAACGAUGAAAUAUAGCUCUGCAUCUAAAAAUAAGUAACAGCAUGUAUCUAUUUAAAUAAUAAGAAUGAAAUUUAAGUAUAUUAUAACUAAAAAGCAAUGAAAUAGUAAAUGUAUAUUGUAAUGCAAUGUAAUGCAAUGCAAAACAAUACACAUACAUAAGUACUCAAACCCAAUAUACAUACAGAAAAUUGUACACUUCCAAUAUUAUAUUAUAGGUAUUGUUAUAUAUUAAAGCACAGCUCAAAAAUUUAUUUGAUCGUUAUUAAGAACAAUGUAUUAUAACUUGUUUGACUAAUGCUAUCUGCCAAAGACGAUGGUAUUAUACUUUAAUAUAUAUUAUAGAAAACAACGAAAUAAGUGUAAUGGGUAUGAAAAAUUACAGUGAUUUACAGUUAA
This is a messenger RNA of Polistes dominula (European paper wasp), 3789 nucleotides long. RefSeq names its product spastin (gene spas). The record is from RefSeq and is a predicted model, not a curated record. Gene Ontology annotation, cellular component: microtubule cytoskeleton. Lineage: Eukaryota; Metazoa; Arthropoda; Insecta; Hymenoptera; Vespidae. Gene Ontology annotation, molecular function: ATP binding; microtubule severing ATPase activity; ATP hydrolysis activity.